CCUAAUUCCACCCGAAUUACGUCCUCUAUUUUCACAACCACCAAUCUACAGAUUGGUUGAUGCGUGCCUUUGUUCCUUUCUGUACGUAUCUCUUUCCUGCCAAAAAAUGAAGGAAAGUUUCAGGGAAAACUAAAAAAAUAAUAGAAGAAAGGAAGGAAAAAGAGAGAAUAUCCAAAUCAAUAACCUCCGGGCAUCAACAAGUUUUAUUGUGUGUGACGAUCGAGAGCCUUCAGACUGAAUUCAAAUCCAACAAUUUUUCUAUCCCGGCCCUGUUCCUAUGUAUAACAAAGCAAAGGAAGUUAAUCAGCAAGGUUAACAAUGCCGACGGGCGCGCAAGCUGCACCCUUUCCUGUGCGCCCACGCCUACCUCCAACAACAUGCAACAGUAUUUCUUCUUCAUCCACCUUUGCAAUUAUCAUGCUAUUGGUGCAGCAGCUGGUGUUCUCGUCUUCAUCCUAUCAUGUAUUGGGGGCAGAAGAAAACCAAUCGGUAGCUCUCAUGAAGUUCAAAACCGCCCUGGUAAAUGCGGAUCCCGGUCUUGCCGAUUGGACUCCAAUCAAACCUCCAUGUUCGGGGAAUGUUUCGGAGUGGACUGGCAUUCUCUGCUUCAGUGGCUAUGUUUGGGGUUUACAGCUAGAAAAUAUGAACCUCAAGGGCCAAAUCGACGUCAAUUCUCUUAUUUCCCUGCGUUUCUUGCGGACUCUGAGCUUCAUGAACAAUAACUUUGAGGGGGCCAUGCCAGAUUGGAGGAAGCUUGGUGCCCUCAAGUCCUUGUAUUUGUCUAACAAUCAGUUUACUGGUGAGAUUCCGGAUGAUGCUUUUAAGGGUAUGACUUCUUUGAAGAAGGUUCAUUUGGCAAACAACAAAUUUACAGGUCACAUUCCGUCGUCUCUUGAGUCCCCUAAACUAAUAGAGUUGAGGCUUGAGAACAAUCAAUUCACGGGUACCAUACCAGCAAUUAGCUCAGACAAUCUCAAAAUUCUCAAUGUUGCUAACAAUCUAUUGGAGGGUCCAAUCCCUGCACCUCUAGCAAAAUUGGAUCCAAACUCCUUCUCAGGCAACAAAGGUUUGUGUGGGAAGCCUCUGACGACAACAUGUGACCCUACAAUCCCCCCAUCCGACUUGGAGCCGUCUCUUCAUUCUCCCGGUCCAGCAGCUGAUGCAACAAAUCAGAAUAAGUUAUCCCCCACAAGAAUUGCAAUAAUCAUUGUGUCUGCCAUGCUGGGUCUGUUUCUAAUCGUAUUGAUCCUCGUCCUGAUCUUGCGGAGCCGCAGGAGCCCAACACCACAACUAGGGAGGGAAAUGGCGACACCCUAUGAUGAUAAGAGUGUGUCGGCGGCAGUAGGGGUGGGAACAACUGCAACUACAACUGCAGCUACUGCUACCCAAGUCGACCAGAUAAGUGGCGGAGUGAGGAAAGUCGAACAACAAGCACAAGCACAACCACCACAACAGCAGGCAGGUAAACUGUCAUUUGUCAGAGACGAUAGACAAAAAUUUGACCUGCAGGACUUGAUGAGAGCAUCGGCGGAAGUAUUGGGAAGCGGCAACUUUGGCGCUUCAUAUAAGGCAGUACUGGUGGAUGGUGAGGCAUUGGUUGUGAAAAGGUUCAAGCAAAUGAACAACGUGGCAAAGGAAGACUUCCACGAGCACAUGAGAAGAUUAGGCAGACUCAAACACCUCAAUCUACUUCCAUUGGUUGCUUAUUUGUAUCGUAAAGAAGAGAAGCUCUUGGUCUUUGACUAUGUGAACAAUGGCAGUUUGGCCAAGCACCUUCACGGCAAACAUUCGGCCGAGCAGCCUGGUCUUAGUUGGGCAAAGAGGUUAAAAAUCAUUAAGGGAGUAGCCAAGGGGCUAGCUUAUCUUCAUGCUGAGCUUCAGAGCUUAACUGUCCCGCAUGGCCACCUGAAAUCAUCAAAUGUACUUCUGGACAAUAACUUCAACCCCCUGUUGAUGGACUAUACUCUAGUGCCAGUGGUGAAUCCCGGCCAAGUCCACCAAAUCCUUGUGGCUUACAAGUCUCCAGAAUAUACCAAAACUGGCCGAACUUGUAAGAAAACAGAUGUAUGGUGCUUAGGGAUUUUGAUAUUAGAGACUUUAACAGGCAAGUUCGUGAUUGCCCAAAGCUAUGGUCAAGGUCAAAUUGCUGCUGACUUAUCUGCAUGGAUCAAUGCCAUUGUUCAAGAAGCAAGCAACAGCAGUAGUACCCAAGUUUUUGACAAAGAAAUGGAGAUCAGCACAGAACGCUGCAGACCUGAAAUGGAGAAGCUUUUGCAAAUUGGAAUAGCUUGUUGCGAAGAGGACCAGGAAAAGAGGUGGGAUUUGGAGGAGGCACUAAACCAAAUUGAACAAGUACAAGAGUCAUCCGCUGACAUUAAUUAAGGAUAUAUCCCUUAAUUAAUUUUUGAUAUCACUUCCUUCUUAUUUCUUCUGGGAUCAGACGUUGAUUUCUUCUGUACGAAUCGAGUUCCAAUGUUUUAUCUUGACCUUCAUUGCAAUGUGGAAUCGUAGUAUAUGUACGUACCCUUUCCCAUGUGUUGCUUGGGACCGAAUUUA
Molecule: messenger RNA, 2556 nt
Organism: Sesamum indicum (sesame)
Lineage: Eukaryota; Viridiplantae; Streptophyta; Magnoliopsida; Lamiales; Pedaliaceae
Product: pollen receptor-like kinase 4
Biological process (GO): protein phosphorylation
Molecular function (GO): ATP binding; protein binding; protein kinase activity
Source: RefSeq, a predicted model, not a curated record